UGUCGUCCUCGCUGCACGUCGGGGAGUCGGCGUGCCCUCUGCUCUCACUUUUCAAAUCUCACCAUGUUCGGAAUGCGUAAAUUCGGUUUUCUCGUCGGAUGUAUCGGUUACGUGGCUGCUUUGUCGGUUCUUCGGCCAGAAAAGGUUCUUGAAGGAAUUUCCAGCUCUCCAUCUCACCACGUUGCGCGCCGACAGGCCUCCACGGGAAACCUCCAAAGCCCUGCGAUUCUCCGUCAGGGGGACAGCAUUUUGGGCGGCCAUCGCUUCCAGCUCGGACCAAGUGAGGAAACCGGACAGGGACUCCAGAAUCGCCCUGACUCCUCCGAGGACUCGAGUCUUGAGUCUAAGGAUUCGAACACUCGAGCCGCUCUAAAACCAGAGGACUCCGGGAGUGAGGCGCCGAGGAUAGCGCUAAGGACGUCUCCAAUCCAGGCCCGCACGCGCGCAGCCGGUGUCGUUUCCCCCGCCUCGCCGGCCCCCCCAGCGACACCAGAGCCAGCCAAUGCAACCGAAGCUACGCCGGAGGUAACAAACUUUGCAAGAUCCCUCACCGUUGCCGAGACGACGCCCCUGCCCGGCGCUCCUUCGCCCUUUGACCCCAGCUCGGAGCUCUUUGACAUUGGGACGCGAGUGAUUAUCACGGCGCCCCCGAGACCCUGUCCGGGAGUGUGUGAAUUCCGCGCCAGGAAUGGUCGCUGUUUCGAGAACUUCAGGUGCUUCCAAGAACUGUUCCUCUUGUAAACAAAAUUCUUAGUCUUCCAGGUAUAUGCAUUUUUCACAAUCCAGGUUCACAAAUCAGGUAUUUUCGGUAAUGUAGUCUCAUGCUACUGUUAUCUAGAUGAGCUUCUUUUGUACAUAGGAUUAUUUCAGUACAUGCGUUUCCAAUUUAUAAUAUACGCCUUUUAAGUGUAUUCUUGAUUUUUUUCUAGGUUUUGAAAUCCAUUGCCAAUUUUUAUUUUUUCAUGUGUAAUUCUCACAUAUAAUACGGGCAUUUUUGUACAUAAAGUGUUACCGACUUAUGUCAUACACCCAUAGUGUAUAUAGAUGGACAAAAUAACAUAUUUUGCUAUC
Molecule: messenger RNA, 1071 nt
Organism: Penaeus vannamei (Pacific white shrimp)
Lineage: Eukaryota; Metazoa; Arthropoda; Malacostraca; Decapoda; Penaeidae
Source: RefSeq, a predicted model, not a curated record